AUGGCUGGUGUUGUAAAAGAUGACCACAAUGAUCAGAAAGAUCAUAAGAGAGUUGGGAAGAAGAUCAAGAAGGCGAAAUCUUCCAAGAUGUCCGAACAGAUAUUGAAUGAUCAUCCCCUGCGGCAUCAUGAGACGGUCGAAAUUCCUUUGGCGGUGAAUGAUGAACGACCUGGACCGAGCAAUGAUACCAUUCCGCGGGAAGAGAGUGAAGAGGAACGUAGGGCUCGUCGAAAGGCAGAAAAGGCAGCUCGCUCACAGGCCAACCCAUCAGCUGACGAGGAUUCACCAUUGAAGCACGUAUCGCCAGACAAAAGAAUGCCAGUGGAGAUUGGGAAGAAAGAGAAGAAGAAACGGAAAUUGGACCUGGAGACAGAUGUCGGCCCCGCUCCUGGUAAUGAAAGUAGGAAGAAGAAGGAGAGGAAAAGUGACGGAGAGUCGGCUGAUCAGAUCGUGGUGAAUGUUCCGGGGGAAAAGAAGAAGAAGAAGAAGAAGAAAGAUAGGAAGGCGAAAGGAGAAGAGGAGGAGGUAAUCUUGGAUGAUAAACCUGUAGAUCUUGGCGAAGUGGUCAACAAAGACGAGGUGAAAGAGGUCAUUGUCCAAGAUGUCUUGACCGAUCCUACAUUAUCAGACCAGGCUAAGAAAGCUCUGCAUUAUGUCCACCUUCAUGCUUCAUCGCGAAAAUCGAACUCGCCUUCGGGAUCAAUAUGGAAAUUCAACAAAGCUCGACAAAAUUGGCUUUUGAGGAAUAUAUGGAAUGAUGAGGUCCCAGAUCAAUGGGUAGAACCCGCCAUAAAAUACCUUUGUACGAUCCAAGGUGCAGGAAGAACAAUUUUGGUCGAUACUGCGAAAAGUCAUCUGACCCCGUCUGAGACGGCUGCUAGUACUGGGGAUGAAGUGCAAGAGGGAGAGACAGUGGACAAAUCGGGAGAGACUGAUGUGUCUGGUAGAGCGGAGCCCAAAGAUGGAGCAGAGGUCGAUGGGACAGCUCAGGAAGAUACGGGAGCGGACGAGUUGAGAGGAUUGAGGAAAUUGAGAGCAGCAAGCAAUAUGAGUCUACAAGAUCGUUUAUCAACAUUAGAGCCCAAACCACUUUUCAAUGCCGCAGCGGGAUUAUCGUUGGUAGUAGCCGCUUCGACACAAGGAUAUAGUUAUAAUUUUGCUCUUUCCGGCUGGAUCACCCUCAUCAUAUGGUCUGAAAUGUGUGACUUUGUCGAUCACGAGUUUAUCCAGUAUUAG
Molecule: messenger RNA, 1236 nt
Organism: Tremella mesenterica DSM 1558
Lineage: Eukaryota; Fungi; Basidiomycota; Tremellomycetes; Tremellales; Tremellaceae
Exons: 7
Coding region: 1-1236 (411 amino acids)
Source: RefSeq, a predicted model, not a curated record